This is a messenger RNA of Megachile rotundata (alfalfa leafcutting bee), 3468 nucleotides long. RefSeq names its product Bifunctional lysine-specific demethylase and histidyl-hydroxylase NO66 (gene NO66). Gene Ontology annotation, cellular component: nucleolus. The record is from RefSeq and is a predicted model, not a curated record. Gene Ontology annotation, molecular function: histone H3K4 demethylase activity; histone H3K36 demethylase activity. Lineage: Eukaryota; Metazoa; Arthropoda; Insecta; Hymenoptera; Megachilidae.
UUAACUAUUUUACUCUUUCAUUGUUAUAAUCCUUUUGUCACGCACUAGUAGGUAAAAAGAACAAUAUAUGUUCCUAUGAAGUAAUCAAUUGAAUAAGAGGAAAAUAUAGUAGAGUUAUUUUUAGAUGUUUUUUAAUUUUGUAACAACCCGCCAUUUUGAAAUAGAACCAUUCUUGCCAUCUAACGAUGAUCUAAGAAACUAAUACAACAGAAAAUUUGUUCUUUUUUCUUAAAUAAAUUUAAUUUAUUGUAAAAUUAGUGUGUAAUGUGUUGCCUAAAUUGUAGUGUACUGAAAAUAUUUCAAGUAAUAUUGUAAUGUUAUCCUAUGUUGAUAACACAGGAAGUAUACAUUUUUGAAACUGUAGUUUAAUUAGUUCUUCUUUUUAUUGCCAGAUGGCUUUACCUAGAGAAAGAAUCUUUGCACUUGGUUGUAUUAUAUAUUUCUUCACUCUUCAGAAGAUGCUUAAAUGUCAUGAACCAGUAUCAGCAUUUGCUGUGUAUGCUACGAAACGUAAAAAUGUAGAACUAUCUACGAAAUCAAAAAAGUUCAAAGGAAGGCAUGUUUCCCCUGUGAAGAAGGUAGUUUCAAAGAAUAAUUCUAAACUUGAAUUACAAGGGAAAACAAGGCAAGCAGCUGUAAACAAAACUGUUCAACAAACAAAAAUUUCUGGGAAUAAAAUUCAAAAAGCAAAUAAAAAGAAUAACAUAAUAUCCAAGAAAACUAGUUCUUCUAUUACUUCUACAAAAAAUAAAGUUAUUCAAAAACCAAUAGUCAGUAGGAAAAAUAAUAAGAUAAUGGAAACCAAUUUAAAGCUAAAGGAACCAAAAAAGAAAUUAAAAAACUCCCUUUUAACAAUAAAUAAGGGUGUUGCAAAAAUGAAACAAGUUACAAAAAAACAAAAUAAAAGUAGAAAGAUAAUAAAAAAGGAUGAACAACAGAAUAUUUACACAAGAAGUAAAGCAUGUGAAGAAAGCCACGAGAAUCCUUUAAAUACCAGUCACUCUAUGUUUGAAUGGUUAAUACAUCCUAUGAAAGUGGAAGAUUUCUUUCAAAACAAUUGGGAAAAGACACCUGUUCAUAUCAAAAGAAAUUUCCCAAAUUAUUACAAGUUACUUAUGUCCACUCCAAUGUUGGAUAAAAUAUUAAGAGAAUCCUAUAUAAUGUUUACCAAAAAUAUUGAUAUUACUUCAUAUGAAAAUGGUGUGAGAGAAACACAUAAUCCUGCUGGUCGUGCAGUCCCAAGUGUUGUUUGGGACUAUUAUAUGAAUGGGUGCUCUGUCAGAAUGUUGAAUCCACAAACAUAUAUAUCAAAGUUACAUUCACUAAAUGCUACGCUUCAAGAAUUUUUUGGUUGUUUCGUUGGUGCAAAUUCUUAUUUAACACCUCCCAAUAGUCAAGGAUUUGCACCUCAUUACGAUGACAUUGAAGCUUUCAUAUUACAAGUUGAAGGAAAAAAGAGAUGGAGAUUAUAUAAACCACGAAAUGAAAGCGAAUACUUGCCAAGGUAUUCUUCAGAAAACUUUUCGGAAGCUGAAAUUGGUGAACCAAUAUUGGAUACGAUUGUAAAUGCCGGAGAUUUACUGUAUUUUCCGCGAGGAACAAUUCAUCAGGGUGAAACCUUGGAUGACACACAUAGUCUUCACAUUACAUUAAGUGUAUAUCAGAAAAAUAGUUGGGGUGACUAUUUAGAGAAAUUACUUCCUGAAGCACUAAAUACUGCUAUAAGAACUGAUAGUGAAUUUCGAAAAGGAUUACCGCUUGAUUAUUUGAGACACAAUGGUCAUGUAUAUUCUGAGAGUCAGAGUAAUGGCAGAGAAGAAUUCAAAGCAAAAGUAAAAGAUUUAUUUACCAAACUAAUAGAACAUAUUGACAUAGACAAAGCUGCAGAUAUGAUGGCUAAAAAUCAUGUGUAUGAUUUCUUACCACCUGUUCUGUCAGAAAGUGAACAAGAAUGUUCCGUUGUUCAAGAUGGUGAACAGAUGGUUGCAAACGGAAUUGUUAAGAAUAGGGUAGAAAUUGAACCAGAUACGAGAGUACGAUUAUUGAGGUCUCAUUGUAUAAGAUUGAUUCAAGAAGAUGAAGCAUACAGAAUAUACUAUUCCACAGAAAAUUCCAAGGAAUAUCAUGAAUACGAACCGCAAUUUUUAGAAGUCGGCGAUGAAUUUGUGCCCGCAAUACGAGAAAUAAUAUUGCGGUAUCCUGAAUUUGUACGCGUGGAAGAUUUGCCAAUCGAUGGUGAUCAUAAUAAGAGCUGUACGUGACGCUUCCGCCCAUGAGGGCUCUUGGCAAAACACGCGAGCAAGGAGGAAAAAAAGGAAAAGAAAUAAGAGAGGGAAGAAAACGUGGGUCGUGGAGAGGGAGGCGAAGCAAGAGAAGAAUGACGAUGACAAAGAGGGUCGAAAAGCAGAAACGGGAACCGGGGAUCUAGAGAUCGAAUUCUUACUUUCGAUCGUUAACUUGCCGUAUGAUUAGUUUGUCAGGUGCGUCGGAAGUGGCUAUUAACUGCAGUAGUAUUAAGAUCGUUAAAGAAAGUCGGGUGAGUAUUUUAUGUUCAAGUAACUAUUAACUGCAAUAGUAUUAAAAUCGUUAAAGAGAGUCGUGUGACUAUUUUAUGUUCAAGUAACUAUUAACUGCAGUAGUAUUAAAAUCGUUAAAGAAAGUCGUGUGACUAUUUUAUGUUCAAGUAACUAUUAACUGCAGUAGUAUUAAAAUCGUUAAAGAAAGUCGUGUGACUAUUUUAUAUUCAAUGGACUAUACAAAUUGGACUUGAACUUCAAAUUGAAUUGUAUUAUAUAUUCAAGCAAGAUUUGUCGUAUUUGAACCGUAAGUGCGUCACGAGUCUGAUUAGUUAAAAUAUUGUAAGGACAGUAUGGAAACUUAAGAUGGUAUGGACACUUUAAAUUUGGCGCCUUAUUUCGAUGUGAUUGUAGGGUUCAUUGCAAAUUAAUAUUAGGUGGUGUAACUUAUUUAAGAUUUAAGAAACCUAGCUUAGGUCUUUAUUAUUUAAAAUCACUGGACUGAUCUUGUGGAUGUAGAGAUUGAAUCAUUGUUCGUAAUUGUUAAGAAAAAACGGAGUAUAGGAUAGUUCGAAUUUACCGCCGUAAAUAUGGUUUGAUGUAAUGACAGUCUUGUUCGCGAAUUAAUUGAUAUAAUUAACUUGCGACUUCAAAAAGAAAUACAGUUCGGUUUUUACUAUGUAACAGUACAGAAUGCAUUGAUGAUGUAAAUCCAGAGAUUGAAUUACUUUCCUAAUUGUUAGGGAAGACCGAAGCAUAGUAGAACAAUUCAAAUUUGCCGCCUUAAAUAUGUCUCGAUGUAAUGGCCGCGGAGUCUUCAUGUAUGUACUUACAAAUGAAUGUCGACUAAUUAGUUUGCGAAUUAAGAAAUAUAGUUUGGGUUUUUAUUAUUGAAAUUAUGUCCUGAUAAUGUGAUCACCCCUUCAUGUAAAUAAAAGUAUUAAGUAACUAA